ACUACCUAGAAGUCCAACAGGACGACGGAAUACCAAGAGGACGACGGGAGAUCAAGAGGACGAAGUCGUGGACAUGGCAGAUGAAGAUGAACUACCUGACAAUGAGGACAUGAACGGGGUAGAAUCUCGGAAUAGAACGUCUAGAGAAUCAAAGUCUAAUCAGCUGAUACAACAGAAGAAUCGGUUCCUCAGACAUGAUAGGUUCACCUUUAUUUACUCUUGCGCUCGGGCGCAAUUCAAGCAGCUGUGA
Molecule: messenger RNA, 250 nt
Organism: Paraglomus brasilianum
Lineage: Eukaryota; Fungi; Glomeromycota; Glomeromycetes; Paraglomerales; Paraglomeraceae
Source: the annotation of a GenBank genome assembly